Neltuma alba is the source of this 1194-nucleotide messenger RNA. RefSeq names its product UDP-glycosyltransferase 72B1-like. The transcript is spliced from 3 exons. The record is from RefSeq and is a predicted model, not a curated record. Lineage: Eukaryota; Viridiplantae; Streptophyta; Magnoliopsida; Fabales; Fabaceae. Gene Ontology annotation, molecular function: UDP-glycosyltransferase activity. The coding region runs from base 1 to 1194 and encodes 397 amino acids.
AUGAUUGCUGAUGUGUUCUCAGUUGAUGCUUUAGAAGUUGCAAAGCAAUUCAACCUCAAGACAUACGCUUAUUGUGCUUCAUCAGGUUGUGUGGCUCUUCAAGGCAAGGAUCUCAUUGACUCGGUUCAACAAAGAACAAUUGAAUCCUACAAAACAAUUCUUCAUAUCAGUAAAGGAUUGGAUUUGGCAGAUGGUAUUAUACUAAACAGCUUCAUGGAUUUGGAAAGAAAGAUAAUAACAGCUCUGCAAGAAAAUAAGAAUAAAUACCCUCCUAUAUAUCCGUUGGGCCCUAUUUUACAGAGUGAGUUAGCUAGCAUAAACGAGACAGCUUCAAAGUGUUUAAAAUGGUUAGACAAUCAACCACCUAACUCUGUUCUGUAUGUUUCUUUUGGGAGUGGAGGGACACUGUCACAUGACCAGCUUAACGAGCUAGCCUUAGGGUUAGAGAUGAGUGGCCACAAGUUCCUGUGGGCUAUGAGGGCUUCAAACGGGUUUGCUUAUUCGGCUUAUUUGAAUGAACAAAAGGAGGACCCAUUUGACUAUUUGCCAAAAGGGUUUCUUGAGAGAAUCAAAGAUCAAGGCUUUGUGCUUCCAUCAUGGGCCCCAGAAAUUGAAGUGUUGAGGCACGGGUCAACUCGUGCAUUCUUGACUCAUUGUGGCUGGAACUCUACACUUGAGUGUGUGUUCUAUGGCAAGCCUAUAAUUGUGUGGCCAUUGUCUGCAGAGCAAAGAAUGAAUGCAGUGAUGCUGAGUGAGGAGUUGAAGAUUGCUGUAAGGCCAAAAGAGAAUGCAAAUAAUGAUGGGAUUAUUGUGGAGAAGGAGGAAGUUUCUAGAAUUGUAAAGAGUGUAAUGGAAGGUGAUAAAGGGAAAGAGAUUAAUAGAAGAAUUCAAGUGUUUAAGGAUGCUGCCGCUAAAGCGCUUGGAAAAGAUGAGCAAAGAAUGAACGCGGUGUUGAUAACUGAGGAGUUGAAGAUUGCUCUGUGGUUGAAGAAAGAUCAUGAUAAUAACAAGGGAAUUGUCAGGAAGGAGGAAGUUUGUAGGAUUGUGAAGAGAGUAAUGGAAGGUGAUGAAGGCAAAGAAAUCAACAGAAAAAUUCAGGUCUAUAAGGAUGUUGCUACAAAAGCACUUAGUGACGAUGGUUCCUCAACUAAGACCCUCUCUUGCUUAUUAUCUGAUCUCUUGAAUGGAAAAUGA